GAUGACUCCAAUCCAAGAAAGCAAGCAUUCCAACAAUUUCAAGUCACAUACAUGCUCAAAGUAGUAUUCCUAAUCAUAGUAACCAACCUCUUAACCCUAUACAUUUUCUCUACUCCUCACUCAUACAUUGAUCACCCACUCUCAAGAAUUUCCCAACUCCCCUUUUUUGACACCAAACUACUCCUCCUCAAGCUCAACUCCACACAAGACCAACUCAUUGAAAGCCACUCCCAAAUUGAGAAUUUGCAAACUCAACUCAACUCAGCCCACCAACUACUCGAAUCCCUCAUCGACCACCUCAACAACCUCAACGGGAACCGACCCGGCGCCGCCUCCUAUGCCGGCCUCCUCGACAACCUCCCGGACGAGGUCCGGCUCGCGGCCGGCCCCCACAUGCUCCCCCUCGGGAACACCCCUCGGAUCGGGUCCGAGAUCUACUCCUCGGUCGGGGGCGGGUGCCUAAACCACAAGCAAGACCUAGCAAAGUACAUGUCGUACGAAGUCGGAGGGGUGUGCCCCUCCGACGACGUAUUCGCUCAAAUACUAAUGCUAAAAGGCUGCGAGCCCCUCCCCCGGCGCCGGUGUCACCCCCCGCAGCCUAAAAACUACGCGGAGCCCCGGCCCCUGCCGGGGUCCAUGUGGGCCACCCCACCCGACACAAGCAUCGUGUGGGACCCAUACACGUGUAAAAACUACACGUGCCUAAUAGAGAGAAAAAGAUUCUCUGGCUCCUACGACUGCAAAGACUGCUUCGAUUUACAAGGCAGGGAGAAAACAAGAUGGCAAUACGACAACGGCGGGCUAGACUUUGGGAUGGACCAAGUCCUCGGAACGAAGGCGCCCGGGAGCGUGAGGAUCGGGCUGGACAUCGGGGGAGGGUCGGGGACCUUCGCUGCGAGGAUGAGGGAGAGGAACGUGACGAUCAUCACGACGUCGAUGAACUUCGACGGGCCGUUCAACAGCUUCAUUGCGUCGAGGGGGCUGAUCCCGAUGCACGUGAGCAUCUCGCAGAGGUUCCCGUUCUUCGAGAACACAUUGGAUAUUGUCCAUUCGAUGCACGUGCUGAGCAACUGGAUCCCGGAUCCGAUGCUGGAGUUUGUUCUGUAUGACAUAUACAGAGUGAUGAGGCCGGGCGGGCUCUUCUGGCUCGACCGGUUCUUCUGCUUCGGGUCGCAGCUUAACGAGACGUACGUGCCUAUGUUCGACCGGGUCGGGUUUAAGAGAUUGAGGUGGAACACCGGGAUGAAGCUGGAUCGAGGCAUUCAGAAGAAUGAGUGGUACUUCUCUGCUCUCUUGGAGAAGCCCAUCAUCCCCUGA
Molecule: messenger RNA, 1317 nt
Organism: Salvia splendens (bonfire salvia)
Lineage: Eukaryota; Viridiplantae; Streptophyta; Magnoliopsida; Lamiales; Lamiaceae
Product: probable methyltransferase At1g29790
Exons: 1
Coding region: 52-1317 (421 amino acids)
Molecular function (GO): S-adenosylmethionine-dependent methyltransferase activity
Source: RefSeq, a predicted model, not a curated record